AAUGUGUAUGUAAACAUAAACCGCAUCAUGUCAGUAGCAAAUCGCCUGGUCGAGUCUGGCCAUUAUGCUUCACAGCAAAUCAAACAGAUCGCUAGUCAGUUGGAGCAAGAAUGGAAGGCAUUUGCUGCAGCCUUGGAUGAACGUAGCACGUUACUGGAAAUGUCUUCCAUCUUCCAUCAGAAAGCUGAACAGUACAUGAGCAAUGUGGACUCAUGGUGUAAAGCUUGUGGUGAGGUGGAGCUUCCCUCAGAACUGCAAGAUUUAGAAGAUGCUAUCCAUCAUCAUCAAGGGAUAUACGAGCAUAUUACCUUGGCUUACUCUGAGGUGAGCCAAGAUGGAAAGUCACUGCUUGACAAACUUCAGAGACCUUUGACUCCUGGGAGUUCCGAUUCCCUCACCGCUUCUGCCAACUACUCAAAAGCAGUUCAUCAUGUUCUGGAUGUUAUCCAUGAAGUACUGCACCACCAGCGCCAACUGGAAAACAUUUGGCAGCAUCGAAAGGUCCGCUUGCACCAACGGCUUCAGCUGUGUGUUUUUCAACAGGACGUUCAACAGGUGUUGGAUUGGAUUGAAAACCAUGGAGAAGCUUUUCUUAGCAAACAUACAGGAGUGGGAAAAUCCCUGCAUCGGGCUAGAGCUUUGCAGAAACGCCACGAAGACUUUGAAGAGGUUGCACAGAACACGUAUACCAAUGCAGAUAAGCUCCUAGAAGCAGCUGAACAGCUCGCUCAGACUGGGGAGUGUGACCCGGAGGAAAUCUAUCAAGCUGCCCAUCAGCUCGAAGACCGGAUACAGGAUUUUGUUAGGCGUGUGGAGCAACGCAAGAUCCUGCUGGACAUGUCCGUGUCCUUUCACACACACGUUAAAGAGCUGUGGACAUGGCUUGAAGAGUUACAGAAAGAACUGCUUGAUGAUGUCUAUGCUGAGUCUGUGGAGGCUGUCCAAGACCUAAUUAAACGUUUUGGUCAACAACAACAAACCACUCUGCAGGUUACAGUCAAUGUCAUAAAAGAAGGCGAAGAUCUUAUACAGCAACUAAGGGAUUCUGCCAUUUCUAGUAACAAGACCCCGCAUAACAGCUCAAUCAACCACAUAGAGACAGUCCUGCAGCAGCUGGAUGAAGCCCAGUCUCAAAUGGAGGAGCUUUUUCAAGAACGCAAGAUCAAGCUUGAGCUGUUUCUGCAGCUCCGCAUAUUUGAAAGAGAUGCAAUAGAUAUAAUUUCAGAUCUGGAGUCUUGGAAUGAUGAGCUUUCUCAGCAGAUGAAUGACUUUGACACUGAAGAUCUCACAAUAGCUGAACAGAGGCUCCAGCAUCAUGCAGACAAAGCCCUGACGAUGAAUAACUUGACCUUCGAUGUCAUCCACCAAGGGCAGGAUCUGCUGCAGUAUGUCAAUGAAGUGCAGGCAUCUGGUGUUGAGCUGCUUUGUGACAGAGACGUAGACAUGGCCACCCGUGUCCAGGACCUGCUGGAGUUCCUGCACGAAAAACAGCAGGAGCUGGACGUGGCGGCGGAGCAGCACCGCAAGCACCUGGAGCAGUGCGUCCAGCUGCGCCACCUGCAGGCCGAAGUCAAGCAGGUUUUGGGCUGGAUCCGAAAUGGGGAGUCAAUGUUAAAUGCUGGGCUUAUCACUGCCAGCUCGUUGCAGGAGGCAGAACAGUUACAGAGGGAACAUGAGCAGUUUCAACAUGCCAUAGAGAAAACACAUCAAAGUGCCCUGCAGGUUCAGUAGAAGGCAGAGGCAAUGCUGCAGGCUAAUCACUAUGACAUGGAUAUGAUCCGGGAGUGUGCAGAGAAGGUUGCUUCCCAUUGGCAACAACUGAUGCUGAAAAUGGAGGACCGUCUCAAGCUUGUGAACGCUUCUGUGGCCUUCUAUAAAACUUCUGAACAGGUGUGCAGCGUGCUGGAAAGCCUGGAGCAAGAAUAUAAGCGAGAAGAAGACUGGUGUGGGGGAGCAGACAAACUGGGUCCUAACUCUGAAACAGAUCAUGUGACUCCCAUGAUAAGCAAACACCUGGAACAGAAGGAGGCGUUCCUAAAGGCUUGCACGCUGGCUCGGAGGAAUGCUGAUGUCUUCCUGAAGUACUUGCACAGGAACAGUGUAAACAUGCCCGGGAUGGUGACGCACAUCAAAGCACCUGAACAGCAAGUCAAAA
Molecule: messenger RNA, 2155 nt
Organism: Eurypyga helias (sunbittern)
Lineage: Eukaryota; Metazoa; Chordata; Aves; Eurypygiformes; Eurypygidae
Product: triple functional domain protein-like
Exons: 13
Biological process (GO): axon guidance
Cellular component (GO): cytoplasm
Molecular function (GO): guanyl-nucleotide exchange factor activity; protein binding
Source: RefSeq, a predicted model, not a curated record